AUGGCAUCGAUAUCAUUCCGUGGCAACAACUAUGCUCUCCAAGUUGGAAUUAACCGUGGCUCGAUAGACUUCCAUCUACCUCCAGGUAAGUUAGAGGAGCGGGACAAGCUGGUCGUGACUAAUCGCCGCAUCCUAGUGCGACCGGAAACCCCACCCAGCCCUCUAUCCACUGUCCCGUUCGCGCGUGAUCAAGGCUUUGUCAGUCGCGACACGCUACUUCUUCAGAUCCACCAGAAAAGCUCAGUGCCAGGGUCAAGGAUAGCACUGGUUGGCCUUGGCGGCGUCGGUAAAUCGCAACUUGCCAUCGAAUACUCCUACCAAGUCCGAUCCCAAUCGCCGGCGACAUGGGUGUUUUAG
Molecule: messenger RNA, 357 nt
Organism: Penicillium verhagenii
Lineage: Eukaryota; Fungi; Ascomycota; Eurotiomycetes; Eurotiales; Aspergillaceae
Exons: 2
Coding region: 1-357 (118 amino acids)
Source: RefSeq, a predicted model, not a curated record